Messenger RNA from Patella vulgata (common limpet), 2376 nucleotides. RefSeq names its product usherin. NCBI's taxonomy places the organism in Eukaryota, Metazoa, Mollusca, Gastropoda, Patellidae. Gene Ontology annotation, molecular function: protein binding. The transcript is spliced from 14 exons. Bases 1 to 2376 code for a protein of 791 amino acids. The record is from RefSeq and is a predicted model, not a curated record.
AUGACUACCUGUUUAGCAGGUAACGUGACAUCACAGAGAAUAGAUAAUCUAGUACCCUACACGUAUUACAUAUUUAAAGUGGAGGCGUGUACCUUAGGAGGAUGUUCCAAAAGUGAUGAAUCAAUCCAGGUUCGAACUCUAGAAGCAGCCCCGGAUGUGACAGUAGCACCGAAUGCAACAGCGUUGACUCCGACGUCUGUGGAGUUAAAAUGGCUGGAACCAACCCAUCCGAAUGGUGUUAUAAGUAGUUAUACCAUAGAGAGACGACUAACAGGAACAGAAGCAGUCGUUUUUGUUGGAAGGGUUCCUGCAACCCAGAAGGCUUAUAUCGACCAAUCAGCUGAUCUUUCUCCAUAUACAAGUUAUGAUUACAGGUUGAAGGUGGUGAAUUCGGCAGGGGAAGGUAUCAGUCCAUGGACAGCUGUUGUAACCAGACCCUCAAGGCCAGCAGGUGUAACGGCACCAUUAGUAGAAGUUAGAAACGCUACAUCUAUCUACUUAAAAUGGGUUCCACCAAUCAGAUCGAAUGGCCAGUUAGAGUAUUAUAUUAUACGUCUGCCUGAGCCUCGAGUUGAGAUACGUAAUACCAGUGUGUUAGAGACUACGAUACACAACUUGACACCAUAUACACAAUAUUCUGUUACACUUACUGCUUGUACAUCUGGUGGAUGUAGUGAAAGUUCAGCUGUAGUCAUAACAACAAUGGCCACCAUUCCAGACGGUCAGGCCCCACCAACACCUACAGCUGAGUCCCAAUCCCUAAUAUCUCUAGUAUGGCAGCCUCCGUCGAAACCUAAUGGUGUUGUUAUAGGCUAUGAGUUAUCUCGAAAGAAAAUAUACCAACCUUUAGAUCCGACUGUAACCGAUCUUGGCGUAUGGGCGAGUGUUUAUAGAGGAUCAGCGUUAUUUUAUGAAGAUCGGGGACUUCCCAUGUUUACAACCUUUGUGUAUAGAGUCACAGUGUUCAACAAUAUUGGUCAGAAAACAAGUGAACCAUCUCAGAAUGUGACAAGUUUCGGAGGACUGCCUCGUCGAGCACCAGACGUCACUGUCACACCUACAAGUCAUCAGUCGUUACUCGUUAGUUGGGUGACUCCAGAUCCAGUAGAUCUUCAGGGGAAAGUAGACAAAUUUACCAUUGAAACAAGGUCAAAUUCUGUGCUGUUGACAAAUACGACAGGUGCUGAGACGAACAGUUUUAUACUGGAGAAUUUAAACCCUGACACAGAAUAUACUGUUGUUGUUGGUGUGACCAUAUAUGGUGGUGCUUCCAUUAACAGUAAUCCAGUUAAGGCUCGCACACUGAACGGAGCUCCACAAGGAAUUUCACCACCAACUUUAGCCGUGAUUAGUGAGACUGCGUUACGUGUUUCGUGGUCAGCACCAAGUCAACCUAACGGAGAUAUAAUAAAUUAUAAUAUUUAUAUAGAUGAUAGGAUUAUAUCCACCAAUAUGUCCACUCCCAGUUCUAUUAUAGUCAACGAUCUACAACCAUUUACAGUUUAUCAAAUAAAGGUGGAAGUAUGUACAGUGUUCCAGUGUUCACAGAGUCCAACAACUGCCGGUACCACGUCUGAAUCUCUACCCCAGGGACUAGCGAAUCCUGUCUUACAGGCCUUGAAUUCUACGGCUGUUCAGGUGACAUGGAGUAAACCAAACAGAGAAAAUGGCAUCAUCAGAAGUUAUAAUUUGUGGAGAAAAACUUUAAAGAAAUGUGUUGAUGUAAGUCAACCAGCUGUGAAUCCUGAACAAGAGAAAUGUACGUAUGUAGAAUGUGGUAUAUUACAGAGUAGGUGUGGUCAAACGUGUUAUACAGGUACAAAGAGAUGUUGUAAUGGUGUUUUACACGAUGCCAUAUUUGGAUAUGAAUGCUGUGAUACAAAUUAUGUACCGAAACCAUCGACUGAUGCUAUCUGCUGUGGUGGUGCUUUCUACUCUCCGUUACCGAAUUACCAAUGUUGUGGAGCUAGAUAUGUAAUGGUGCCUGUAGGAUCAUCAUGCUGUGCUGAUACAGUAGAAGAUCGUAUCACUAUUGGUUACGGUGAUUCUUGUUGUGGAUCGGUGCCUUAUUCCAGUACAGGAUCCCAGAUCUGCUGUACCAAUCAGUUAUUUGGUAGAUAUACCAAACAGUGUUGUGGAGGACUGGUUGUCAGUGAUAGCGCUGUAUGCUGUGGUAAUGGUACCACAGGAGAGGUUUAUUUACCACAACAGCAACGGUCAUGUUGCGGUGAGAAAUACGUUGACACACAGAGUACGCUGUGUUGUACGAGUGAUACUGGACAUGAAAAGGUUAGUCCCAAUAUUUUGUCACAUAAAAUAGAACAUUGCUACAGAAUAUUUUUUUGGAUAAAUCUGAAUUACCACCAGAAUAUGUAA